AAAACCUCCACAGCUUGGUCAGCGUGCUCUGCAUAAGCGGCACGCGGAUGUUGAAUGUAGAAAUAAGAGAAACAUCCGUUGUUGUUUAUUUUGAAAGAUGGUCGUUGUUGCUAAUGUCUCUUAAAAUCGAAAUGUGAUUUGGUGGUAAUGUGUUUGGGAUCACUAACGCCUGUCAAUCGCAAGAAUGUAAUCUAGAUUCACUCAAAAUUAGUUAUUCUGCACUAAGUACGAUAAAGAAUUUCAGAUAUAAACAGUCAUGGAUAACAUGAAGAAAAAAUGGAUGACCAACCUCGACGUUUUAACGAAAUGUUCGAUCUGCUCUCAAAGUUUUAAAGAACAGUUUCUAGACAGACAUAUGCAUAGUUAUGUUCACCAUAAGGCAAUUGAUCGAGUCAUGGGCAGUGAACAGAUGCAUCGGUGUUGGGCCUGUGGAUCUGUGAUGAAUCUACAGCGGUACAAGAAACAUAUUUCUACAGCUGGGCACAGAAACAACCUGACCAAACUCGAGCAGAAAAGACAUCGCAAAGAAAAACUUACUGUGGAUUACUGCAAUACUGAAGUUCAUGUCAAGUUGAAAAAAAAUAAAACCAAAAAGAAAAAGAACAAAAGGAUUCUGCAAAAGUGUUUUAUUUGCUGUCAUGGCUUCUGUCCAGAGGAUUUGGACCAACAUAUGCAUGAUUUUGUACAUCGUCAAGCAAUUGAGAAAUUAAAGGGCAGUGAACAGGUGCAUAAGUGCUGGGCCUGUGAUACAUCUGUGGUGGGAGUAAAGGAGUACAAGAAGCAUAGUGAAACUCCCCAUCACAAAUACAAGAUGUCCCUUCUGAACAGGAAAACGGAUGAUGAAAAACGUUGCAUUGACUAUGGUGUUGAGUUGGACGAUGAGCUUAAAGCCCUAUGUGCACAAAGAGACCAGCAAAUACAACUAAAUAAAAUAAAUCGAUCAAAGAGGAGGGCAGAAGCCAAAAAGGCAUUAGCAAUGCAGAAGGCACAACAAGAUAAAUCCCUUCAGAAUUGCCAGCUGAAAAACAAGAGAAUCUGUUUACCAAUGCCUGCAAUGGCAAGUGAGGAUUUCACAAGUGAUGAUUUACCAUUAUCAUGCUUCCUCUUCAAUUCUUCAGGAGAGCAGCAGAACAACUUACUAUCAAGACCAAGCAAAAAAGGGCUUAAAAGAAAACAAAGCAUAUUUAUUAAUGAUUACAAUUUAAAUUGCCCACUUGUUAAAAGGCCUUGUCCUCCAUCAGAGAUUCCUCCUCAAGACAAGUCUGCUUCUGUCUCUCAUCCCACCCCUGAUGGUGAAGUGGCAGCUGAAUCCACAUCAGAUAAUCAACCUGGUACCUCUGCUGAGGCUAUGUGUGCUUCUCACUUGGUUCAGAGAGAUGAUUGUCACAUUUCCGAAAUGAUUCGGGUAAUUCGUAGAUCAACGGACAAUCGGGGUGUUACUGUUGACUCAAAAGUAAAAAUACAAAUGUGCACCAAAGAGGUGGUGGGACAACAGCCCAAAUCCAAGCGUGAAGAGCUUAUCAAGAAACCAAAGAAACGCACAAAGAAGCGCACAAAAAAGCACAUCACUAUAAAUGACAGAUGCGAGCCGUGCUAUAAUGAUGCUGCUUUCAUGCUGGGAAGCAUUAAACCGAACCAGAUAAAUCGAAAAAGGAAGGCCAAAUUCCAGCAGGUACAGUGCAUGCCCAAAGCAAAGAAUAAAAGACGAGAGGUAUCUCUUUCGUCUGCAGCUUCACUGACUGUGACGAUUGGAAGGUUGAAUAGCCAGACUUCAGCAACACCCAAUGAAAAUGUGGAAUUACGUGGAAAUAAUACAGAACAGGCAGAGACAUCCCUUGAGAAUCUUAAAAGUUGUCAAACUAUCUCCGACAAUCUCCAGGAACCUACGAGGACAGAACUGGAUAUUUCAAAUAAUACUCAUCGGAUUCCAGAAACCAUAUCUACAAAUUACAAUGUGAAUAAAUUAAUGACGCUCUCAUCGAGAGAAGAGGAGCUCUCCAUCUCUUUAAAGAAUGUAGGUGACCAGUUGUUUCAGGCAUAUUCGACAUUGCAGAAUGCCUACACGGAGGUUCAACAAUUGCUCAUGGUUAAACAACAGGUAACCUCAGAGAUGGCCUCUCUCAGGGCAAAGCGAAUACAAUUCCUGCAGGACAUGAUGGAUCCCAGCUAGUCCCACACCUCUGAGAUCAUCUAAUGUGUAACAAAAUCAGAUGGACAUUAAUGGGCCUGAACAUUGAAUUGCUACCUCAUGUCUGCUCAUUCAGUGUAAUAUUGUUUGCCAGCAUUAUUUUAAAUGCUGGGUAACCUAUUUGAAAAUCUUUAUUUAGUCAAAGAUAUUUAAAAAAAUAUAAAUACUUCUGUUAAUCUGUUAUGGCAUUGUAAUUGCUCACAGGCAUAAAUGUUUUUUUUUGUGCUUUGUUCUGCACAUCAUUGUAAUGAAAGCAAUUAAAUCAGUUGGUUUAUUUACAGUUGCACAGUAGCAACAUUACAAAAGGACUGGAUCAGUUCUGAAUAUGCAUUUGUGUUCAUUUCAUUGAAUGGCAAUAAAAUGUUACAAUAAAGGAUAGCCAGCGAAGUUUA
Messenger RNA from Misgurnus anguillicaudatus (oriental weatherfish), 2580 nucleotides. It is a transcript of the gene znf106b, whose product is annotated as zinc finger protein 106b. Gene Ontology annotation, cellular component: membrane; cytosol. The record is from RefSeq and is a predicted model, not a curated record. Gene Ontology annotation, biological process: insulin receptor signaling pathway. Gene Ontology annotation, molecular function: SH3 domain binding; RNA binding. NCBI's taxonomy places the organism in Eukaryota, Metazoa, Chordata, Actinopteri, Cypriniformes, Cobitidae.